Messenger RNA from Spirometra erinaceieuropaei, 2322 nucleotides. The record is from the annotation of a GenBank genome assembly. NCBI's taxonomy places the organism in Eukaryota, Metazoa, Platyhelminthes, Cestoda, Diphyllobothriidea, Diphyllobothriidae.
AUGGAUCGUCGCGUCGGCAUCGUCGGAGGCCAUAAGGUAAGUGAGCCCUGAGGUAAGCGAACGUUGCUCUGCUGCCUCACUUUGCCUGUUCCCGUUACAUGCUGCAUGCCGCCCUUGUUGCCUGCUCUAUGUCUAUUUGUUUGCGCCUGUCCUCACCAAUAGUUAGUUGUCGUUCUGCUGGACUUUGCUUGUUGUCUUGUUUAUUGCUGUCCCUGCCUGCUGGCUAUGCUUGCUUGUCCCUCCUAACUGUAGGUCAUAUAUCUUUCAGCUGGUUGUAUCUUCUCUUCUAUCCACUUCGGCAACUAUUCACCCCGGAGAAUAAGAGGAAAGUUGUGUUUCUCGUCUCUCCACUCCUCCCUACCCAGCUAAGGUCCCAGGCUAACUCGGGUCGUACUCUCACUAACGCAGUCGUGGCCCAUUGCGCAGUUCGGCAGCCGUUUGGGAUGCCCAGCAGCCCUAUUUAGGGGGUGCACUGCUCGCCCCACAAGCUGAAAAAGGCUGGAAAAAGGUGUCCUGCAAUUUGCUGAGAAUCACGCCGUCUGUAGACAGGCCGUGGUCGUAAACAAAAAACAUACGCUCGACAAAGUCAGGACCGAAACAACAAUCUCUCUACUCCUCUUCCUUCUUCUUCUUCUUCUUCUUCUUCUUCUUCUUCUUCAUCUUCUUCUUCUUCUUCUUCUUCUUCUUCUUCUUCCUCUUCCUCUACCUCUUCUUCUUCUUCCUCUAUUUCUCCUGCUCCUCCUGCUCCUCCUCCUCCUCCUCCUCCUCCUCCCCACCGCCCCACUCGCCAGACUGGUAGGGUGAGUCCGCUCACACUGGCUGCCUCGAGAUUUCGUUCCCUUUUAGACAAUCCGAGGAGCAACCGACCGGAACGGAGAACGGCGCUAGUAGGUCAGGAACUGGCGCGCUACAAGGUGGAAAUGGCAGCACUCAGCGAGACUCGGUUCUCCGAACAAGGCCAACUGGAGGAGGUGGGUGCCGGCUACAUCUUCUUCUGGAGCGGUCGCUCCAGGGCAGAUCGACGAGAUGCGGGUGUCGACGUUGCCAUCCGGAACGACGAUGCGGGACGACCGCCCUGUCUGCGCAGGGUAUUAACGAUCGUCUGAUGAGCCUCCGUCUGCCCCUAAGGGGACAUAAAUUCUCGACCAUCAUCAGCGCCUACGCUCCGCCGAUGAGCAGCCCUGACGCCGCCGCAAGAGACAAAUUCUACGAGGACCUGCAAAACCUCCCGGCAGCUGUGUCGAAGGCGGAUAAAUCCAUUGUCCUUGGUGAAUUCAACGCCCGCGUCGGAACAGACCAUGCUGAUGGGAGAGAAGUGCUAAGUCCUCGAGGGCUCCGGGGCUUCAAAGGCAACGGCAUGCUCCCUCUACGAACUCGAGCAGAACACCGGCUCAUCCUGACGAAAAACUUCUUCUGCCUGCCGAUGCGAAAGAAGGUCACCUGGAUGCAUCCUCGAUCGCGUCAGUGGCACCCGCUGGCCUAUUUCCUCGUCCGGAGGCGAGACCAGCAGGACGUGCUGGUGACCAAGGCAAUUCCGGGUGCUAACGGGUGGACCGACCAUCGCCUCGUCAUCUCGAAGAAGCGAAUUCGCCUACAGCCUCGCAGGAGACCACAGGGUAGGCGGCCCUCAGGCAAGCUUAAUAUUGCCCUGUUUUCGUUGCCUGCUCACCAUCUUCAUUUCAGCAACUAGCUAGUUCAACGGCUAGACAACAUUCCAGUCGCUGCCGCCGCUGACGAUAACACCUUUGUAGAGAACCGGUGGUGUCAAUUGCAGGACACAGUCCAGUCGACACCGCUGGUCGUCCUCGGUCGCGCACGCCGCCAACACGAAGACUAGUACGACGACAACGAAACCGCCAUCAGCAAACUGCUUGCCGAGAACAACCGUCUGCACAAAGCCUACGUCGACCGCCCCACCAACGACAUCAGAGCUGCUUUCUACAGUAGUCGUCGCCUUGUAAAACAGCAACUGCGUGAGAUGUAGGGCGCUUGGACGGCUCGCAAGGCAGAGAAGAUCCAAGGAUACGCGGACCGCAACGAACUGAAGAACAUCUUCUCCGUGAUCAAAGCUGUCUACCCUCCGCCAACCUGAGGUACUGCACCUCUGCUGAGCGCCGACUGACUGAUAAGACAAAAAUUCUACAGCGAUGGGUCAAGCACUUCCGAGGCGUCCUCAAUCGUCCCUCCACCAUCUCCGAUGCCGCCAUCGCCCUUCUGCCGCAAGUGGAGACCAACAUGGACCUCGAUCUCCCGCCCUCUCUCCACGAAACCAGCAGGGCCGUGCAGCGGCUCUCCAGCGGAAAACGCUUGGAUCUGAUAUGA